Molecule: messenger RNA, 1565 nt
Organism: Achroia grisella
Lineage: Eukaryota; Metazoa; Arthropoda; Insecta; Lepidoptera; Pyralidae
Product: solute carrier family 22 member 1-like
Exons: 5
Biological process (GO): transmembrane transport
Cellular component (GO): membrane
Molecular function (GO): transmembrane transporter activity
Source: RefSeq, a predicted model, not a curated record
CUCGAUAUUAUAGCACAGUUUGCGGUCUCUACUUGAACGUUUUACCGGCCGGUCUCCAUAACACUUUAUAAAUAUUAAUUCGUACACACAUAAUCGGCGAAGGAAUAAUUUUCACAGUCAUUUCUGAAAGAACAAACCUUCUGUUUGGUGUAAACACGUGUUUUUGAGGUUAUAGACUGAAGUUCGACAUUCCAAUGAUGCUGGUACCAGUGAAAUGGGUCAUGGUAUAGCGUAGUGUUACAUUACAGUUACAAGCUGAUCGAAGUUUGACGAGAGCAGAAAAUCAGUUGGAUCAAGUUUGUUAAACAUGGAGGAAGGAAAGAAAGAAAUCAACCUAGAUUCCGUACUAGAAAGCCUUGGGCCUUAUGGACGGUAUAACUUAUUAAAUUUCGUACUAUUACUGUAUCCAAUACUGCUGAGUAGCUUCUUUGAGUGCGGGUUCAUUUUUGAAGCUCAGGAGCAGAUGUACAGGUGUGAAGUAUACGGUUGUGAACAGAGGUUCAAUGACACGUCUUGGAUACAAUACGCCAUACCUACAGACGUUAAGAAUAAUAAGCUGGAGAGCUGCCUAAGAUUUGCUCCGGUCAGUAACACCAGUAUGCAGUGUCUACCUGAAGAUUUCUCCACAAAUAAAACACUGCCUUGUGAAACAUUCGUGUACGAAGAAGGGCGCUCGUUUGUAAAAGAGUUCAAUUUGGGUUGUCAAGAAUGGAAGAGAGCAUUGGUUGGGACUAUACACAAUUCUGGAAUGUUCUUAGCCAUGCUGUUCACUGGCGCUAUCUCAGAUAGAUUUGGACGGAAAGUGGCAGUGGGUUUCGCGUCAUGUGCCAGCUUGAUAUUUGGUUUUUCCAGAGCAUUUGCACCGAAUUAUUUAAGUUAUGUGGCGUUACAUUUCUUAGAGGCUGGCUUGGGUGGUGGACUGUACCCUUCCGCAUAUGUUUUUAUUGUCGAAUUAGUUGGGCUGAAACAGCGCGUCAUAGUCUCCGCCAUGUGCAACAUGACUUUCGUCAUUGGUGUUGUAUUAAUAGCCUUACUUGCAUGGGUCGUGGACAACUGGCGGACAUACAUCCUAAUUCUAUAUUGUCCUGCGAUCAUCGUUGUCAUAUACAUAUGGUUCACGAACGAAAGCGCCAGAUGGUUAUUAAGCAAAGGCAGGAGAGAUGAAGCUAUAAGAGUAUUAAAAAGAGCAGCAAAAAUUAACAAUCUUGAUGAACGGAACCUGGAGUUAGAAGCAUUGGGCGAUCCAUUGUUGAAGCCGAAGAAUCAGACGGAAGACAAAAAGUCGCAGUUCUCGAAAGCGUUGCGUUCGAGUAUAAUUUGGAAGAGGUUGCUGAUAUGUUCAUUCCUUUGGUUGACAUGCUCUCUAGUUUAUUAUGGACUGUCGAUAAAUUCCGUGUCUUUGAGCAGUCAUAGAUACGUGAGCUUUAUGCUUGUGGUGCUGGUGGAGAUACCAGCGUACAUUGUGGUGGUUAUCGUGCUGGAUAAAUACGGAAGGAAGAAGACGUUAGUGGCCACUUACUUGACGUGUGCGCUGACGAGUUUGCUGUUCGCAUUCUUACCAAGAU